CCGUGUCCACACACGGCACACGCCCUGGCACUGCUGCGUGGUCCCUCACUCACUCUACAGCGCCGUUACACAGGUCACGCCCAUUUGAGUCCGGUACCGCCCGUAGUAGCGCCCACUGUGCCAUCGGUCUAUGGACACACAGCUGGUUGCCAUGGUGAUUCAUCACUGUUUAUCACGAAGGCACCGCCCAAGUAACCGCCCACCCCGGUCCAGCUCAGUCCCUGUGGCAGACUCCAGCUCCCGGGUCAUUGGGGCAGAGCAUGAGCACCGGUCCUCUCCACCUGGCUGUAUUCUCCCUUGGGCAGCUCACCGGCAUCGCAGCGGGACUCGGCAGGCAUCUGGAUCAUUUACUGAACAUUCAAAGUAGACUUGAUCCAGACUCUGAAGCCCUUCCUUGGCAGAGCAGAUGUCAGAGCUCGGAACCACAGAGCUCAUUGUGCGUACACCGUCCUGUCUUAACGAAAAGGUGAACUACCCUGAUUCCGUAUUCCUCAAUGCGGCCAAAAUCUUCCAGGGCAUUCACCGGAAGAAACCUCCAGAUACCAUCCUGGUGAACUAUGGCAGUGACCUUGAGGAGCCCUUACCAGACUUUAAGGAUGAACGAUCGCAACGCUGGUGUUAUGACCUGGCUUUCAGUGCUCUGAAAUACCAAGAUCUUCUUGAAACAGUAUUACUUAUCAGUGGCUUCUAUCAUUCCCAAGAUUUGGCAGAUGACAUGACAAGUCUGGUAAUGGUGAUGUUGUAUGAUUUCCAAGAUCGUAAAUUUCAGCCACGUUACAUAUCCAAUAAAGAUGAAGUUAUAGAGGAUGUACGAAAAGUAGAAAAACUUCUGUACGGUUAUAAAACCAAGCUUGCUGCAGCCCUUGUAAAAUGUCGAAUUAAAUAUGCAGCUCCAACAAUUGAAUAUAUAUUACCAGAGGUUGUACGGAAACAGGAACAAAGAGCUUCAACAUUGCCAUUCUACGCUUGGGUUAAUACAGCCAAAACUAGUCUCACAGAGGUUUUUAACACACUAAACAAAGAAGGCUUCACUAAGGUCGACUCUCCCUCAGAUUUGGAUGGUUAUAAGUACUGCAUGGAUAAUCAUUGCCCGGAUUUGCUAAUUUUUCCACCACAUCUCAAAGAGGAACUGAACAACAUGGAAAUGUUCAUAGAUUACAAACUUUUAUUACAGGAAAAGUCACAUAACCUGGCGGUCCAUUUGGUAAAACCCUUGCUCAGCGUGAAUGAUGACAUCAUUGUGGCUAACCCUUGCCCAGGCUUUACUCUUGCCCACAUGUCUGUACUGACCAGCCAGUUGGCAUGCAACAUAUACAUAUGUGGCGUUAAGUCUGAAUCAAGAAGAGAAGAACUACUGGAGCUCUUUACCAACCUGGAAUGUCAAAAUAUUAAGAUGCUAAAAGAGAAUUUCACGGACAUCGACCCAUCGGAUCCUAGGUUACAGAAAGCAAAAGUCAUCCUGCUGCUGCCGCAGUGUUCUGGGUCAGGCCUUAGUGAUCCAGUGGAGUUUGUGUUAAACGAACAUGGAGAUACUGCAUUGCUUCAGGAUCUGUCUCAAGGAUCUGUGUCAGCUGAUAGACUCAAUGAUUUGGCCAAGCAACAACUUUCAGAGAUAAACCAUGCAAAGAAGUUUGGCAAGGUCCUGGGCAUUGUGUACUGCACGUGCUCCAUUUAUCCUGAGGAAAACGAACAUGUGAUAGAGGAAGCUCUUCAGCCCAAAAUGGAAGGAGUCAAAGAGCAGCCAUAUAGGCUCAGCCCUCCUGUUAUUCCUCUGUGCUCAUCAGCAGAAGUCAUGUCCACCUCUAAUAAGUUCUUUAAAAUGGAACCAUCAGAGACUUGCAAUGGUUGUUUUUUUGCUGUCCUGACAAGAGAGAGGGGCACAACUGAAUCUAUGUCCGUUAAAGAUAUUUUGGCUCGAGCUGCCACUAAAGGACUUCUUGAUGGUAUUGGCGUUCCAAAAACGCCCAGGAAGAAAAAAUCAAAGCCAGUUCAUAAAACUUCCAAAGCCACUUCAGUUGCUCAAGCAAACAUCACCGAGUUCCUAAAUAGGGAAAAUAACACAAGUGGCACAAAAACACCAACCUCACAUCUAGAUCAAAACAACGUGGAGAGAAACAUAAACAACAUUAGUAUUUUACAGACCAAGAAACAAACAAAACAAGUGCCCAUCCCCGCAACCAACGUAACAGUGAAAUAUACAAAAGGCCUCUCUUCCACAGGCACAUUCAUAGAGCGGCAGCAAAGUCCUGGCUGGCCAAAACUAGAACAGAAGGUUUCGUUGAAGCCCGUCCAGAUUAUGCUGCCCCCAGUAAUGGUUCCAUUGUUCAGUAAUGAGCCUACUGUCAAAAUCCGAAGUCCUGUCCACUAUUACCACCAGCGCUGGCACACUGGAACCCGGAGCAUCUCCCCAACAACGUUUAUGCCAAAAUUGUCUAUUGUGGGCAAACCCAAGGAAACGUCAGCUUUUACUGUACUUCGGCAUCCUAAACCAUGGCACUAAACACAAAUUGUUUUAAUUUCGUUUAGGUUUGUUUUAACUUUUUAUUGGGCUGUAAUAGUAGUACAGGUUGAGUAUUCCUUAUCCAAAAUGCCUGGGACCAGAAGCAUUUUCGAUAACGGAUUAUUCCGUAUUUCGGAAUAUUUUUAUAUUUUAAUGAGUUAUCUCAAGUAUGGGACCCUGUUGUGAACACAAAAAAUGCAUUUAUGCUGUAAAUAGACUUCAAACACAUAACAUACACACAAAUAUAAUUUAUUUGUGCAUGAAACAAGGUUUCAAAACCUGAAAACAUGAAGUGAAGUUUGUGUACAGUACGUGCUGAAUUUGAAUGCUACUGAUAUACAAUAAUUUUCUUGCACAUACAGGUAUUCACACAUAAGUAAAUAAAAGUACACUGUACUUAACUACUUAACAGUAAAACAUGUAAUAAACAUUAAUACAGGUACAGUGAAAAAGUAAGAGCUAUGGUAAAACUUACCCUUGUUAACUUUUUCUUCGAGGUCCAUUAAGAUCCACAGGGAUGACAUUGGGGGUAUAAUGGUGGAUACCAGGAUCAGGCACCGAACAGUUAAGCUUUUAAGCUCCCAAGAUGCACUGGUCCUUCUCCCUCAUAACCCGCCCACAGCUCAGGCUCCUCGGUUUUUUUUAACAAGCCCAAAGCAGGCGCUGAAGAAACCGAAAACACUCUCACCAUCAGGAGAUGGGAACUGGUGCCCGAGAUGAGUAACUCAUUGAAGUUAGGUGCGUCAGGGUGUUUCCCCUGUGAAUUCAGUAUACUAUGCACCAGUAUAGUAAUGCCCUGGUGUCACACACUGGGUCCUGGAGGGGGAGGGGGGGUGACGUGGUGACACAUACACCUUGCAUCCGGGGUAACACACACACACACACACACACUGGGUCCUGGAUUGGGAGGGGGGUGACGUGGUGACACAUACACCUUGCAGCCGGGGAGCACACACACACAGACUGGGUCCUGGAGGGGGGGUGAUGUGGUGACACAUACACCUUGCAGCCGGCGGAGCACACACAGACUGGGUCCUGGAGGGGGGGGGUGACCUGGUGACACAUACACCUUGCAGCCGGGGGAGCACACACACACACACACACACACACACACUGGGUCCUGAAGGGGGAGGGGGGUGACGUGGUGACACAUACACCUUGCAGCCGGGGAGCACACACACACAGACUGGGUCCUGGAGGGGGGGUGAUGUGGUGACACAUACACCUUGCAGCCGGCGGAGCACACACAGACUGGGUCCUGGAGGGGGGGGUGACGUGGUGACACAUACACCUUGCAGCCGGGGGAGCGCACACACACACACACACACAC
Molecule: messenger RNA, 3830 nt
Organism: Pseudophryne corroboree (corroboree frog)
Lineage: Eukaryota; Metazoa; Chordata; Amphibia; Anura; Myobatrachidae
Gene: NSUN7
Product: NOP2/Sun RNA methyltransferase family member 7
Exons: 12
Coding region: 407-2500 (697 amino acids)
Molecular function (GO): methyltransferase activity
Source: RefSeq, a predicted model, not a curated record